Messenger RNA from Scheffersomyces coipomensis, 1050 nucleotides. RefSeq names its product aldo/keto reductase. Lineage: Eukaryota; Fungi; Ascomycota; Pichiomycetes; Serinales; Debaryomycetaceae. The transcript has a single exon. The record is from RefSeq and is a predicted model, not a curated record. Bases 1 to 1050 code for a protein of 349 amino acids.
AUGGCUUCUACUGUUCCUGAAAUUCCUCAUGUUAAAUUAGGUGAUUCUGGUUUAUCCGUUUCAAAUGUUAUUUGCGGGUGUAUGUCGUUUGGAGACAAAGCUUGGGCUGAUUGGGUUGUUGAAGAAGAGGAAACCAUGGAAAUCUUGAAGAAAUGUUAUGAUGUUGGAAUUAGAACUUUUGAUACUGCUGAUGUAUACUCUAAUGGUAAGUCUGAAAUCUUAUUAGGUAAAUUCCUUAAGAAAUAUAAUAUCAAGAGAGAUAGAGUGGUUAUCUUAACUAAAUUAUUCAACCCUGUUAGUGAUACUACUGAAUCAUUUGGAACUUCAGAUUCAAGUGCACCAACUUAUGAAAUGCUUAAUUCUCAAGGAUUAUCCAGAAAACAUAUUUUUGAUGCAACUCAAGAAUCAGUAAAAAGAUUAGGUACUUAUAUUGAUGUUUUACAAAUUCAUUCCUUUGACCAAACAACCCCCAAACAUGAAAUCAUGAAAGCUUUAAAUGAUGUGGUUUUAGAAGGUCAUGCUCGUUAUAUUGGUGCUUCGAAUUUAAGAGCAACUGAAUUUGCCGAAUUACAAUUCAUCGCUGACAAGAAUGGUUGGUUUAAAUUCAUCAGUGCUCAAAAUUAUUAUAAUUUAUUAUAUCGUGAAGAUGAAAGAGAAAUGAUCCCAUUUGCUGAACGUAACAGUCUUGGAAAAGUAGGUUUAAUUCCUUGGUCUCCUAUCGCUAUGGGAAAUUUGGCUCGUCCUUAUGAUCCAAAUGCAAAAUUUAGAAGAAUCCAUCCUAUUGUUGAUAUUCUUCAAUAUAAUGAUUUUCCCAAGAGUGAUAUUGAAAUCAUUAAUAGAGUAGAAGGAGUUGCUAAGAAAUAUGAUACUUCAAUGAUUAUUGUUGCUACUGCCUGGCUUAUUUCAAAAGGUGCUUGUCCUAUCGUAGGUCUUAAUUCGGUUGAAAGAGUGGAAGAAAUUGUUAAAGCAACUCAUUUUAAAUUAACUGAAGAGGAAAUCAAGUAUUUAGAACAACCUUAUGAACCUAAAUAUUAUCAGUUCUUUAGUUAG